CUUUCUGUUUGGAUCACUGUAGACUCUGAGAUCAUGAAACUGGUGUAUGUGUGCUGUUCUCUGCUGAUAGCCAUCUGGCAGGAGGUAGAGGCUUCUGGCAGUGGCCCGUCUGGGGUUGUGGACAGGGCACCUGGAGCUUCCAGCUGCUCCCAGGUAAGACUGAGGCCAGCUGGGAAGUGUGAGGAUGAGGAGGAGUGCCCAUAUCAGAUCACAAUGCCACCGCUGACUAUCCAGCUUCCCAAACAAUUCCGACUACUAGAGAAGACCGUGAAGGAACUGCAAAGCUUGAAGGAGACAGUAAACAGGUUGAAGAGCUCCUGUCUGGAGUGCAGCUUGAAACAAGUGGACCUCAACUUGCAGAAGGACAGUGGUGACCCUCCAACAGAGGGAGAGCAGAGUCGAGGUCAAACCAGCAUGAGAGUUAUUCAUAAUGGGAACGACAGUGAUAAUGACAUUGUACAAAACAUGCAGGUGAAGAUGAACCGCAUGUCUAGCAGCCUGAAAAAUGCACGUGCACAGAUUAACUCCCUUCAGGGCCGCCUAGAGGAGCUUAACCUCCUCAAUCUGCAAAACGUAGAGAAUAUAGUGGACAGAAAAGUUGAGAACAUCACUGGGAUGGUCAAUAAAAUCAGCAGCACCUGCACUUCAUGUCCUGGUCAACAACUACAACUUCAACACCUCACAAACAUCCCUCCAAGAGACUGCUCAGACAUCAGCAUGCUGGGGCAAAGGAUAAACAAGGUGUACCAGGUGACUCCUGAUCCCAGGAAUGGCAGCUUUGCGGUUUACUGUGACAUGGAGUCAUUUGGAGGUGGGUGGACCGUCAUACAACAUCGAAUAAACGGCAGCGUGAGCUUCAACCGCACCUGGGCUGACUACAAGAAGGGCUUCGGGAACCUUAACAGUGAAUUCUGGCUUGGUAAUGAUAAAAUCCACCUGCUCACCAAAGCCAAGGACAUGAUCCUACGCAUUGAGCUGGAAGACUCAGAGGGCACACGUGGAUAUGCCAAAUAUGAUCAGUUCUAUGUGUCCAAUGAGUUCCUUCAUUAUCGGCUGUCUGUGAGCGGGUAUUCGGGGACAGCUGGAAACGCUUUGCAGUUUAGCAAACACUUCAACCAUGAUCAGAAGUUCUUCACUACGCCGGAUAAAGAUAACGACAGAUACCCCUCAGGCAACUGUGGGGCGUAUUAUGGUUCGGGAUGGUGGUUUGAUGCCUGCAUGUCAGCAAACCUUAAUGGCAAAUACUACAAAACAAAGUACAAAGGGAAAAGGGAUGGGAUUUUUUGGGGAACGUGGCCCAAUGCGACUUCUGAGUACUAUCCGACAAGCUUCAGGCAAGCUUAUAAAAAUGUUAAAAUGAUGAUAAGGCCGAAGAACUAUGCACCCUAAGGCAACUCACAAUAAUAAUAAUUAAUUAUUUUUUGGGGGAACUUUUCCUCAAGACCAAAUUGUGAUGCAAAUCCACAGACAUUAACAGAACUGCCUUAAAAAUAUAAACCUGUAUUUUAAACAUCACAAGGUACAAAGAAAUAAUGUCCAGCUUAUAUUUUAAAUAUACCAACAAUUUGGUUGAUUGUAUGAUUUCUUUUAUCUGUGUGUCCUACUGCCACCUUGUGUUUAACUGCUUUUCUACACCAGUGGUUCUCAAAUUUUUUUCAUCAAGUACCACCUCAGAAACAAUUUGUCUCUCCAAGUACCACCAAAAUUAGCAGUAUUGAAAUACAGUAGCGUAGUAGGCCAGGUAAAGCAGCUACAACUCUGCACGGUUAAAAAAAACGUGGCAGAUUACCUCAGAAAUGUAGGCUAUUUGUCAUAUAUAUCAUAUUAUAUACAUCAUUUUUGGUAAAUUUUGAAAUGUGUGUAGCAUGUACAUGACAUAUUUCAUUCCUCCUCCGUACCACUAUAAGGAAGCCUGCGUACUACUAGUGGUACACGUACCACAGUUUGAGAACCACUGUUCUACACCAUGGACGACUGAAAGUUUAUUUGUUUGCUUGUUUUUUGUGGAUACAAUUAUUGGUAGAACAAAUUGAAUAAUAGCUACUAUGAUUUACAUCCAAUUUGUCAAUGAUUACUGAUGGAAUUAGGGAAAGAGAGGGGAUAUAUUUAACAAAAAAUAUUUUAUGCAAAUUACUUUGUCAUCAACAUUAUUUUUUAGCUGUAUUUUUUUACAAAUAAGCUGAAGGGACAGAAAAUGACAAAAUGAGGUUGUUAAAAAGAAAAUAUAUAUCUGUGAUAUUCAAGUACAAAAUGUACAUUAUUUAUUUUGACAGUAUGGGAUGGUUUUUAAAGAUUUUUAUUUUUUAGGUAUUGCUAUGUGGUUAAGCAGAUUGUGAUAAAUGUGCCCCAACCCCCUCCUGAGGCUGAAAUGAAUGCAUUUCAGGGUUUUUAAAAAUUGUUAUAAGCUUACUUUUUUAGAAUAUAUGUAUAUUGGAGAAUGUAUAUUAAACACAUUAAUUUGUGAUUUUAAAGAUUUAUUUGUAUUUCUAUGAAGCAAAUUAAACUUUAAAAAGUACAUACUGUA
This is a messenger RNA of Danio rerio (zebrafish), 2524 nucleotides long. RefSeq names its product fibrinogen-like 2a (gene fgl2a). The record is from RefSeq and is marked provisional. NCBI's taxonomy places the organism in Eukaryota, Metazoa, Chordata, Actinopteri, Cypriniformes, Danionidae.